GCCCAGUCCAACAAAAAAACAAAUCUUAGAUUGGACUGAGAUUUGUUUGGCCCGUUUUAGGCUCUGCUCGAGCGCCCGUCGACAUCGCCGAAACUUCAUAUUUCGGCUGCCGUCACACCGCCAUCACAAUGAUCCGGACCCUGAUGAGAAACCUGAAGAAGAGGAAGAUUUAGAAGAAGAAGAUGAUCCAGAGGAGGAUCCUGAAUACAACCCGGAUGAGGACUGAAAUCCCAUGACCUUGAUUAUAGGUUCAGUGAUUAGCGGCAAGUAAAGCGAGAGUACUAUCAACAAGGAACUUUUGGUAGUAGGAUUCCAGGUCUGAAGCUAAGCUCGUUGUAUGAUUUUUUGAGUAAAUACUCAUUUACUUAAGUUUUGAGAUGCUGUCAAUUGUGGUUGAGGCUGCGUUCUUCGUGUGGAUCCCCUAUUCUUUUUGGAUUCGGGUGUGACAAUCAAUACAAAGCGUGCAAGGUGUCUUAAUUUGUUAUGCGGGUGUGCAUCAUGACCAAACAGCCAUGAGCUGAUGGAUGACUAGACAUCAGAAGCUUGACCAUUUCCACAUCAAGCCCCCAGCCUGUGGAGGCACUAUGUUAGAGAAUACCAGCUAGUUUAUUCUCCAGAACUUAAAUAUAUGCAAAAUAGAGCAUGGCAAAUAUUGCAGUAAACUACCUUGUUAACAAGCUCAAGGACUUUCUAGAGAAUGGGGUUCUAGUGAGCGGUGCCGAGGAAGAAGUUACUUUAGUGAAGAGACAAUUGGACAACGUAAGGGCAUUCCUGAGGAUUGCAGAUUCCCUGGAAGAGAGGGAUGAGGAAGUCAAAGUUUGGGUGAAGCAGCUGAGAGAAAUCGCAUAUGACACUGAAGACUCUCUAGAUGAGUUCAAACUUCUCCUGGCGCAUGAUCAUGGAAUUGGAUUUCCCGGUCUUCUCUCCAAGAUGUCCUGCUGUAUCAAGAACAUGAAAGGUCGAUACCGAAUUGUUUCGGAGAUGAAAUCCAUCAACUCCAGAAUCAGAAACAUAUAUGAUGGACACUGGAGAGUCCGAGACAAAUUAAAUAAAGUCGAACAUCGCUAUGGCUCUAGUAAGCCAGACGACACAUGGCAGGACCAGCGAGGAAAUGCUCUUCUUUUAGACAAAGCUGAGCUGGUAGGCAUCAGUGAACCGACAAAAAAGCUGGUCGGCUGGCUGAUUGAGGGCGCUUCCACUCGGCAAGUAAUCUCAGUCGUGGGGAUGGGAGGACUGGGGAAAACUACAUUAGUGAAGCAAGUUUACGAAGAUCCAGAAGUGAAGAAACAUUUCAUGGUACGUGCUUGGACAACUCUUUCUCAAUCUCCAAAUAUAGAAGAGAUCCUUCAAGGCAUGGUUCGACAAAUUAUGAGGCAUACCCAACAACCAGUUCCUCCUAUAGAGGACAACGUGGAUAGAUUAUACCAAAAGAUGAUUAUCAAGGACCUGCUACAAAAUGCGAGGUACCUGAUCAUCAUAGAUGAUGCGUGGCGCAUGAAUGAUUGGGAUGCAAUCAAACAUGCAUUACCUAACAACAACUGCGGCAGCCGAAUAAUCAUCACAUCCAGGAAUUCUGAUUUAGCACAUACCUCCUGCGGGGAAUUUGGAGGGAUGGUUUACAAGAUGGAGCCACUACCAGCUGAAGAGUCAUGGAAGCUUUUCUGCGCAAAGACAUUCCAGGGGAACUCCUGCCCUCAUCAUCUAGAGGAGACCUGUAGGCUCAUUCUAAGAAAGUGCAAGGGAUUGCCACUUGCUAUUGUGGCCAUCAGUGGUGUUUUGGUUUCCAAAGACACGAGAAAAAAGGAUGAAUGGGAUCUGGUUCGCCAAAGUCUUCAUACUGAAGUCAAUUGCAAUGACAAGUUCAGAACCUUCAAAAGAGUCCUAUCACUUAGUUUUGAUGACCUGCCAUACUACUUGAAGUCCUGUUUCCUGCACUUGAGCGUAUUUCCCAGGGGUUACCUCAUUAGCUGUGGGAAAUUAAUUCGACAAUGGAUUGCAGAAGGAUUUGUAGACAAGAAAGAAGGCAUGACAGUAGAAGAAGUAGCCCGGGACUACUUAUAUGAGCUCAUUAACAGAAGCCUGAUAGAGGUGGCUGCUCAAAGAGGCGAUGGAAGGAUUAUGUAUUGUUCUGUCCAUGAUUUUCUGCUGGAUAUAAUUACUUCAAAGUCGAGCAACCACGGCUUUGCAGAAACAGCCAUAGAUAAACAUCAUAAAUGGCCUGAUAAAGUUCGUCGCCUAUCUAUACAGAACGGCCAGCAAGCUAUGCAACAGAGAAGGUCAUUGUCUCGGCUACGCUCUUUAUACAUGUUUGGGGUAGAGAGAUCUUCCACGGAUGCUGUUCUAGGUAGUGAAAUGAGACUGCUCACUGUUCUGGACUUGCAAACUGCUCCUUUGACAAGGAUCCCAGCUCAAGUUGCUGAGUGGUGCCACAUGAGAUAUCUGAGUUUAGGUACAGCAAGGUGAGAACUGUUCCAAAUUCCAUAGCGAAGCUUCAAAACCUAGAAACCCUGGACCUUAAACAGACGUAUGUCACAGAAUUGCCAGUUGAGAUCUUGAAGCUCCAACAACUUCGUCAUUUACUCAUAUAUCGUUAUAGAUGGUACUCUAAUGGAUGGUACUCCAACUGCGGCUUCAAGUGCCCAGAAGAAAUAGGGGCUCUACAGUCCCUGCAAAAGAUCUCCUUCAUAAGAGUAGGUAAUGAGAGAAACAGCAGCUUAAUACGAGAGCUUGGGAAGUUGAAACAAUUGAAUAGGUUAGGCAUCGUGAAGUUGAGAAAAGAAAGUGCAAGGGAAUUGUGCUCGUCAAUUGAAAAAUUAACGAAGCUUCAAGCAUUAUCCAUAAGUUCAGUCGAUGAAAAUGAGAUUAUUGAUCUACAACCCCUCUCUACUCCACCUUCAUUUCUCCAGAGACUCUACUUGACAGGACGUCUGGGGGCAUUACCACGUUGGAUAUCAUCUCUUGAUAGCCUAAUGGUAUUGAAGCUGAAACAUAGUCAGCUAAAGGAUAGUCCAUUGUCAUCUUUGGGGAAUUUGCCUAAUCUUGUAAAUCUCCAGUUGAUUCAGGCUUAUGAAGGAACCAAGUUGCGUUUCAAUGCCAACAGCUUUCUGAAGCUACAGGUUCUGAGCCUUGGUUGUUUUGACAAACUCAAAUGCGUGGAAGUGGAGAAGGGAUCAAUGCCUUGUCUUGAGAGUUUGCUUAUUAGGAGUUGUAAGCUAAUGGAGGAGCUUCCAUCAGGUAUUGAGCAGCUGGAAAAGCUGACAAGGCUGCGGUUUAUCAACAUGCCUGAUGAGUUCGUGAAGAAACUUACGCAAGAUGGACAAGACGAUUAUUACCUCAAACUGGCCCAUGUUCCAGAAGUAUAUUACGGUUACUGGAGAAGAUCCCGGGGACGCUUUGCUCACCGAAGCCUUUGUGUGAGGAGCGUUGAAUUCCCUCCAUGCUCAAAAUGGGCGGCUGAGCCUAGAAUGCAGUAUAAUGCUUCUCCUGAGGUAUGAGUGAUUGAAUGAUUGAAAUUCUAGAAAAUAGUUGUUAUUUUGUGAUAAAAAUUGAAACGCGUGGUCUAAGGUCACAACAGGAUCUGUAAAUGACAUUUCGUGGUUGGUUCGCAUUAUUCUGCAGCAUCCCUUUGCCUCAGAGAAGAGAACGGUCAAGUGGGAUGGUGUAUAUUCAACUUUGAACUUCCUAGAGUGUAUGCGGAUUUAAGAUUAAAUUCUGCUAUUACGAGAAGCCAAUUCCAUGUUUUUCA
This is a messenger RNA of Eucalyptus grandis, 3745 nucleotides long. Its product is annotated as disease resistance protein RPP13. NCBI's taxonomy places the organism in Eukaryota, Viridiplantae, Streptophyta, Magnoliopsida, Myrtales, Myrtaceae. Gene Ontology annotation, biological process: defense response to other organism. The transcript has 4 exons. The record is from RefSeq and is a predicted model, not a curated record. Bases 643 to 2463 code for a protein of 606 amino acids. Gene Ontology annotation, molecular function: ADP binding.